AUUGUUUAUCACGCCCCCAUUCGCAACACGUUGUGAUUACAGCUGGCUAACGUUAGCUAAGGAAGGAUCAGACCUUUUUACAUGGAAACUUAAAGCAGUCAUCAGCUCCUAACGAGGUAACAUUAACAGCGUGACUAGUCUUCUCCAAAGUAGAGGAGGUCAUAGUCUGUGUGGAAAGCAGGUAAGCAGCUGCAGUCAUAUAAGAACCCAAGGAAAGGGGUUUUUUACUCUUGAGAGGGAGAGAGAAGGGGCUGCAGAUGGCUGGCUUCCUGGAUAACUUCCGCUGGCCAGCAUGUGAAUGCAUCGACUGGGGAGAGAGGAGGAAUGCUGUGGCCUCUGUUGUUGCAGGAGUUCUGUUUUUCACAGGUUGGUGGAUCAUGAUUGAUGCAGCUGUGAUCUACCCAUUAACCGAACAGUUGAACCACGCCUUCCACACCUGUGGAGUCUUCUCCACCAUAGCAUUCUUCAUGAUCAAUGCUGUGUCCAAUGGUCAAGUCAGAGGAGACGCAUAUGGAGAGGGCUGCCUCGGACGGACAGCAGGAGCUCGCCUGUGGCUCUUCAUUGGUUUCAUGAUGAUGUUCGGCUCUCUCAUCGCCUCCAUCUGGAUCCUGUUUGGUGCCUAUGUCGUUCCAAAGAAGGAAGUGGCUCCAGGUUUGGCUGUCUUCUUUCAGAAUGCCUUCAUCUUUUUCAGCACUCUGGUCUACAAGUUUGGCCGGACUGAAGAUUUAUGGGGUUAGAGCAGCACUGCUCUGUCAUAGCAAUCCACACACCCUCUGCCUAUUAAGAUGUUUUGUAACCUGCUGUUUUUAAUUAGAAACCAACAAAUCCUGUGCCCCCCCACCCCCCACAGACACACACAUACGCAUGUACACACAUUAAGAUGUGUGUGCCUGUGUAAGCACAGGCACACACAAUAGGGUAUAGAACAUAUUUUGUAAUCAGAAUCAGAAUACUUUAUUCAUCCCCAAGGGGAAAUUGGGUUCUAUUACAGACACUCACGCUCUAAUAACUAAAAACUAACAAGAUACAAGAUAAGAAAAUGGAAACAAAUAGAAAUGAGAAAAACAGAAACAAAUAGAAAUAAAAGAUAAAAUAAGAAAUAGAAACAAAAUAUAUCAACAAGAUAUAGUUAAACAACUGCACAAUGUAAUUUGCUGUUUUUAAAUGGAAACCUAUUAAAUCACACACACGUACACAAACAGCUUUAUGAAAUGUUUUUUAAAUCUGCUGUUUAUGAAUAGAAUCCUGUCACUUAACUCCCCGUCACAACACACACACACACACACCACACGUGCACACAAACACACAGAUAUAUAGGCAUUAACAGUCAUGCUGACAAUGUCGCCCAGCAUGUAUUGGUGCUCAUUUUGCUGCAUCUCCUUUUGUCCUUUCUGAUAAGAUUUUUUUUUUCCUCAGUCGAGGGACUCUGCUCAGAGACAAGUAACUGUAUUAUUUCUAAUUAUGAGUCAAACUGCUGUUAUUUUGUUGCUCUACAUCAGCUAGAUUCCCUUCUAGCCUUUUGGACCAGCCAUAAAUGUGUGCAACAUCUGCGUACUGUUUUGCUAUAAAGUGCUAAUAAGAUUUUCCUCUGGAAAUCAUUUUAACUUAUUUAAACUCAUGUCUGUUUUGAUUGAGGGAAUUCCUUUUUUGUAGCAGUGAAAUGGGGAGCCUGUCAGCUCAAUGCCAUUUCACCUUCAAUACAUUUCAAUUUUUUUUGUUCAUUAUUUCUGUGCUGUACAGAUCCCCAUGGAUCAUGAUGAUACACUGUAUUACGUCGCAAAGAGAAAUUAUUAUUUUGUUGGCACUUGGAUGGCGCACCACACUGCUGGGCUAGCAUCCCAACACUAACGUUCCUGUUUGAAUCCCGGUGUUGCCUCUGGCUUGGCCUGGCAUUGAAGGGAGUGCAAUUGCCAGCCCUCCCUGGGGGGGGGAGCUGGCAGGAGUAUUCUCUCACCAUUGCAGCUAAUCACUCCUACGGGUGUCUUCUCCUGGAGAAACCUGCAGAUGAAAAGAAGCGGUUGGCCGGCUCCACAUAUAUCGAUGCACAUGCAUGGACGUUUUUGGACCUCCCCAACUACUAUAGUGGUUGGGCAAUGGCCAACCCAGGAGAAUUGGACAUGCCAAAUUUGGAAAUGCACUGCGGUCUCCCUCAACCAGGAAAAGGGCGAAUAGGGACAUGCCAAACUGGGGAAAAAAAGCCUGUGCUUGUUAUUUUGUAGAUCCUGAUGACCUGCCCCAUAGUUGUGUAUUUUCUCCCUGACCUUUACAUGAUUUCUUAUAAGUGGAGUAAUUUAUUUGUGUAAAUACAAUUCAAAGUGAAUAGAAGUCCUGAAGCACAGGCUGUACAGUGGAACCCUUUUCAGCUUCUGAACUUUAGCUGUUUUAUAUUUGUGUUUAACUGGAAUAAAAAUCUUAAAGAUAAGGGUUAGGUAAAAAAUUUCAUAUGUAUUUCAGCCAGUUUCCCGUUUCUAGAUGGAUCACUGUCGUUCUGCCUCAGGAUCAUGCAAACUUGUACUUCUGUCUUUUGUUUGGAGCUUUUAGUGUUAGUUUUUCUUGUUUGUCCAUUGUUUCUACCAGAGAAGGGACAAAAAUCUUUUGAAACCAAACAUUGUUAUUAAGAGAUGGUUAGUGCUCUUUCAUAUUUCAUAAUGAGCAAAUCCCAUGAUUCUGUUUUAUAGACAGUAAAAAAAAGGAGUUUUGAAGUACCGGGUGUUAAUAUCUGGUCUUAGUAACAAAGUCUGUUGUGGCAUCUUUAAAUAUGUGAAUGGCAGCAGUUUCAGUUUAAUAAGACUCAAUAGUUGGACCACUGGCAUUGGCCUAAGGCAACAAUUGAAAAUCAUAAAGGUAAAAAAGAUGGUACACGGUAUUUAGGCUGGCGAACACCAAGGGCAGUUCUAACACACCCUUAAUGAUAUAGCUGCUCAAGGCUGGUCUAAUUGGAGGCAGUUUGAGGGUGAUUCAAAGGAGGAUGGCAAUCUGCUCGCUAAGAACAAUUAUUCAAAAUUCACCCAUUAGUUAUUGAUUUUGGCCAGUAGUUACAGUAGAUUUAUCGUAGUUAUAAAAAAAAAUAGUGAUAGAUGUUCUCCUCUUCAUCUCACUGGACUGAGACACUGACACUUUAAUGUUCACUGAGAUUAAAAGCAGACUAUUUUGUAUCAAUUGCGGUGUCAAGGUUUUUUCUACUGUAAUUGGCCCUGGUCAGAUAAUCCUGCUUUGUGUUUGAAAGAAGGAAUGCAUUUUCAAAGCAUUAUAAGAGGAUGUGGGGAAGAAGACUGCUGUGAACUCAGUUUAAACCUUUGCAUUACUCUGUCUGGUGUUGACUUAAAUGCUCCAGUUUACAACCCAGUCCCAAGUGCCAGUGUCUGACUUACUUGCAGUGAGAAACAGCUUCACUAGGCCCUGCUAGUAGGCUCUUGCCUACCACAAAGAGAACGAGAUGAAAGACCAACAGAAUUUUAAAUGAUGGAUUUUUUUGUGUGGACUUCUUCAUUCAUUCCUCAGAAGAAACAGCUAUGCUAACAGCCAAUGCACAGAUAUGGGGAGUAUCUCACAAAGCAGGAUUGGCAAAUUAGGCCAAUAACUUCCUGAUAAAAAUCAUUUGCAAUUGCUUCCUCAAUUAUUUCCUUUGCUAACAGUAAGAAACAUGCAUGUCUAAAUCAUACCCCCAAACCUCAAUUUGAAGUUUAAUUUCAUACAUUCAAAUCUGUAUACCAUGAUAUAUUUGCAUCCGUAUCUAGCUAAAUUGCUGUUCCUGCUUUGUGUAAUACUCCACUGGCCAACCUGGGUGUGAAUGAGGUUGUCUUGAGCUGUUGAAAAAGUCUGACAGACACAUUUGCAGGGGCUCAUUGUAGAUAAAAGGGAAGUAGCUCAGUUCAUGAGAUGUUUGAUUUUAAACCGUUUUGUAGUUUCACCUGUCCUUAAACAUACUGCUCUCACAUUGUACUGUUUGUACAUUAGCUGAUGUUGAAAUAUUGACCACCCGUUAUUUAAUCGACUGCAAUUAAAUAAGAAUAUCUCAAUGGUUCCCACUUGGGGUGUACUUUUUUUCAAAUAGGCAAAGAACUGAAAGGUAUAAAUUUGUUAUUGCAUAGGGGCCGCAUAAAUUGACUGAAGAAAGCCGCGGAUAUCCAGUUUGAUUAAUAGCAUGGGGCAGAUGCAUGUCUGUACUGUUUGGUGCAUAUGUAUAUGGAUGUUAAUCACACACUACAUAAAAAUGAAAAUGCAGAACUUAAACAUGAAUUGUUUGUACCAGAUGUGUGAAGGGCUGG
Messenger RNA from Lampris incognitus (smalleye Pacific opah), 4268 nucleotides. Its product is annotated as transmembrane protein 50B. The coding region runs from base 258 to 737 and encodes 159 amino acids. Lineage: Eukaryota; Metazoa; Chordata; Actinopteri; Lampriformes; Lampridae. The record is from RefSeq and is a predicted model, not a curated record. Gene Ontology annotation, biological process: late endosome to vacuole transport via multivesicular body sorting pathway; protein targeting to vacuole. The transcript is spliced from 7 exons.